CACAAUCCGCGCAUAAACCUGGGGGACCGGUUGAGCACACGACAGACAAUCAUAUCCAUAAAAAAAAUUGGCACAAGCAGCAGUUUUGGUUAUGCCCGCGAUAAUUAACAUAUGCAUCUCCUGCAGUUUUCAGUCCUCCGCACAUAAUCCGACAAGAUGGGUAAGGGACAGCCCCGUGGUUUGAACGCCGCCCGCAAGCUCGCGACCACCCGUCGCGAGAACCGUUGGGCCGACUUGCACUACAAGAAGCGCCUUCUCGGUACCGCCUACAAGUCCUCCCCCUUCGGUGGUGCUUCCCACGCCAAGGGUAUCGUCCUCGAGAAGGUCGGUGUUGAGGCCAAGCAGCCCAACUCCGCUAUCCGCAAGUGUGUCAAGGUCCAGCUCAUCAAGAACGGCAAGAAGGUUACUGCUUUCGUCCCCAACGACGGUUGCUUGAACUUCAUCGAUGAGAACGACGAGGUCCUCCUCGCCGGUUUCGGUCGUAAGGGUAAGGCCAAGGGUGAUAUUCCCGGUGUCCGUUUCAAGGUCGUCAAGGUCUCCGGUGUCGGUCUCAUGGCCCUCUGGAAGGAGAAGAAGGAGAAGCCCCGCUCUUAAGCAACCCAAACCCCAUCUUUACAAAGCAAAAGGAAGAUGUCGGCUGGCAUGCUCCGGGAAAGGAAAAUUAUGAUAUCUUUUUUCUUUUCCGGGGGAGGGAAGGUGAUCUCUGUUCUGGGCGGGGGCCCAUUCCAUAGCGAAUGAUACAAAAAAUAUACCACGGCUUGA
Messenger RNA from Aspergillus saccharolyticus JOP 1030-1, 762 nucleotides. RefSeq names its product 40S ribosomal protein uS12 (gene rps23). Lineage: Eukaryota; Fungi; Ascomycota; Eurotiomycetes; Eurotiales; Aspergillaceae. Gene Ontology annotation, cellular component: cytosolic small ribosomal subunit; ribosome. The coding region runs from base 157 to 594 and encodes 145 amino acids. The transcript has 2 exons. Gene Ontology annotation, biological process: translation. The record is from RefSeq and is a predicted model, not a curated record. Gene Ontology annotation, molecular function: structural constituent of ribosome.